GGGAGUGAUUCGUCCUACAUCAAAACCACGUCACUGGAUCAAAUUCCAUUCCACGCUUUUUAUUACGUACCUAUGGCACACAGGUGAGUCAAGUCUUAUGUUGGGUUUUCACGCGAUGAAUUCAAAAUUUGACAAAUAUUUUUCAGCUUAAAAAUGGCUUGCAGCAUGGAAGUAACAGGGAAAGCAUAUCACAUUUUAAAGCGAUUUUCCUAGAUUUUCCCAAAAUAAAGGGAUUUAAAACCAUAUCCAGUUUCAUAUCUAAAUUUUUGCGAAUUUCCUUUGGUCGUAUUUAAUCGGAUCCUUCGUCAUAUUGAUAAACGUUACAGAAGAUAGCCAAGUUUUAGUAAACUUGGGAACAUGGGACUGAAGGAAUUUUGAGUCGCAUGAAAGUAAUUAUGAAGCUGCUUUCAAGACAUCCAUUGAAACUUACCCGGCGAGCCCCAUAUUAAGUGCACACCAAGCGGAAAAUGGAUGAUGCCAGUGAGAGCUGCGUAGGUGUUUUUUUAAAUUUCCUUGAGUAAAAUUACCGAAGGAAAAUAAAACGUGGUCAUGCUAACUUUUUAGUUCAAUUUUGUUUUUCAGUCCUUGUAAGUUUGUUCACGUGGCUCAUGAAACAUCUACCAACUCUGACCUAACUGGCCAGGUCGUCAGUUCCCCCCCGGCGAAAGGAAAUCUCGCUCCUAGACCCUCCGUUAUCCAAUUCGUUGAUGAAAACCAAAAGGUGGAUACUCGGCCAAAGUGUCCUGUUUGCAACCACAAAUUUUCCAGGCUCGGAUCCUUACGGGUGAAUUGUUUAUUUGAUUUUAGACUAACUUCAAACUUUGAUUUAAUUACCAUCAUCAUCAUUAUUAGUUGUAACAUUAUCGUUUUCACUCGCCUUUUUAAUUUCUCAUCUUCGUUUCCGUCUAUCCUUUCUUUUUCACUCUCAUUUUCAUAAGUCGUUGUUCUUUUACCAUUUUCCAUUUCAAUCACAAUCUGUUACUGACGACCUUGACCUAAUUAAUUUUUUUUGUCAGGUUCACAUGCGAAUUCACUCAGGUGAAAAGCCCUAUCGGUGUCAGUUUUGCCCUAAGGCCUUCGCUCAAUCAGGAAACCUCUCCGCGCAUGUGCGGAUUCACACAGGAGACAAACCUUACAAGUGCAGUUACUGUGAUAAACGUUUUACCCAGUCGUCCGCUCAAAAAAAUCACGUGAUGAUGCACUUAAGGAGAAUGGUAAGCUACCGUCAGGCUGGUGUCAACUACAUGCUGAAUUGA
Molecule: messenger RNA, 1256 nt
Organism: Pocillopora meandrina
Lineage: Eukaryota; Metazoa; Cnidaria; Anthozoa; Scleractinia; Pocilloporidae
Source: the annotation of a GenBank genome assembly